AUGAGUGGGACAAACGAGCCCAUUGCCAUCAUUGGAACUGGCUGUCGAUUCCCAGGCAACGCCAGCUCUCCUUCCAGGCUAUGGGAUCUUUUGCACCACCCUCGGGAUCUCUCAAGAAAGCCUCCAUCGACGCGUUUUAGCGCCGAUGGCUUCUAUCACCCCAACCCAGAGCAUCAUACAACGAGCAAUGUCACCCAGUCCUACUUUCUCGAGGAAGACCACCGUCUGUUCGAUGCGACCUUCUUCAAUAUCACUCCGAAGGAGGCGGAGGCAAUUGACCCACAGCAACGACUUCUCCUGGAAACGGUGUAUGAGGCCAUGGAAUCCGCCGGUUUGACUCUGAAAGGCAUGGAAGGCAGUCAUACGUCAGUCUACGUGGGACUCAUGUGCAAUGAUUUCCACGACAUCCAAUUCCAGGACCCCGACUACCUCCCGCAAUACAUUGCCACAGGUGCAUCUCGGGCAAUUAUUUCGAACCGGGUCUCUUAUUUUUUCGAUUUCAAGGGACCUUCAAUGACGAUCGACACUGCAUGCUCGUCAAGCUUAGUGGCAAUCCAUCAAGCUGUCCAGAGUCUACGGUCCGGCGAGAGUACUGCUGCUUGUGCCGCUGGCGCUAACUUGCUCUUGAGCCCGGAGUACUAUCAAGCAGAAUCGAAUCUGCAUAUGCUUUCUCCUUCUGGCCGGUCUCAGAUGUGGGAUGAAAAUGCCGACGGAUAUGCUCGGGGUGAAGGGAUUGCGGCCAUCUUUCUAAAGACUCUUUCUCGUGCCCUGGCAGAUGGAGACCACAUUGAGGGCAUCAUCCGGGAAACCGGCGUGAACUCGGAUGGUCGUACUCGAGGCAUUACAAUGCCUAGUGCUGACGCUCAGCUUUCUUUGAUCAGAGCCACUUACAAGAAAGCUGGGUUGGAUCCCCUGAAUCCAGAUCAACGCUGCCAGUACUUCGAGGCUCAUGGUACCGGUACACCUGCAGGCGAUCCUCUGGAAGCAUCCGCCAUUAGCCGAGCUUUCUUCAACGAGGAAAGUCACGACGGAGAAAAACUUCUUGUCGGGUCGAUCAAGACUGUCAUUGGUCACACAGAGGGCGCCGCCGGCGUGGCAGGAGUGAUGAAAGCUAUGCUCUCAAUGCAAAACGGCAUUGUUCCCCCCAACCAGCACUUGAGGUCACUUAAUCCCAACGUGAAACCCUGGUAUUCCCAUUUGGAGAUUCCAACUGUACCGCAAAUCUGGCCUACAACUGAGGCCCACACGCCUCGACGAGCAAGUGUCAACUCUUUUGGUUUUGGUGGUACCAACAGCCACGUCAUUCUUGAGCGUUAUGACCCAGCCCUUCAUGGGAAGCUGCAAGAUAAGGAGCAUGCUAUGGAUGGAACCAUAUCUGAGCGUCCGUUUUCCAUUCCAAUUGUCCUAUCUGCCCAUACUGAGCAGUCUCUCUUCGGUAUGCUCCAAGCAUACUCGGAGUAUUUAAAUUCGCACGAUUCGGUAGACUUAGAAUCCCUUGCUUGGGCAUUGCUUGAGCGUCGCUCUCUCUUCCCCGUCAGGGUUGCGUUUUCCCCUGGUUCUCAGAAGGACGUUAUCGCGCAGAUGAAUGCUGCAAUCCAGCGCGGUGUCGACUCGGGCACUCGCCUGAAGAUUCACGAUAUCGAGGCUGGUCCUCGUAUCCUGGGAGUUUUCACUGGACAAGGUGCUCAGUGGGCCACUAUGGGUCGGGCUUUGAUUCUUCACUCGCAACUCUUUCGACAGACAAUACUGGAAUUGGAAAGUCAUCUGUCUGAAUUGCCACAUCCGCCUUCGUGGUCACUGGAGAAGGAAAUUAUGGCGCCAUCGUCAUCCUCUCGUUUGCAAGAGGCUGCUUUGUCCCAGCCAUUAUGUACGGCUGUCCAAGUCGCGACGGUCAACCUCCUACAUGCAGCUGGGGUUUCGUUUCACACUAUUGUGGGUCACUCUUCUGGUGAGAUUGCAGCAGCCUAUACCAGCGGGUACAUAACUGCCAAUGAAGCCAUUCGGAUCGCCUAUUACCGCGGCUAUUUCGCUAGUCUUGCAUGUGGCUCGGAUGGUCAAAAGGGUGGAAUGCUGGCCGCAGGCCUGAGCCUCGAAGAAGCGAAAGAAUUCUGCAACCUUCCUCCAUUCAAGGGUCGCAUAGGGGUGGCUGCAAGCAAUUCUGCAUCCAGCGUUACACUUUCCGGUGACCUUGAUGCCAUCCUGGCAGCCAAGAGUGCUCUGGAUACAGAUGGGAAAUUUGCAAGGGCACUGAAGGUAGACACUGCGUACCACAGCACGCAUAUGCAUCCGUGCUCAGAGCCCUAUCUGGAAGCGCUUGCAGCUAUCCAAAUCAAGCCAAAAUCAUCCAAGCCAGGGUGUGCUUGGCUUUCUAGCGUAAGCAGUGACAACGGGCGACCGAGGAAAGAAGACCUUUCGGGCCCCUACUGGCGCGACAACAUGGUGAAGCCGGUUCUUUUCUAUGAGGCCGUCCAGGCUGCGCAUGAAAGGCGAGGACCAUUUGACAUUUGUAUCGAAGUGGGACCGCACGCUGCGCUCAAGGGUCCGGCAACACAGACUAUCAAAGAAGCUGCUGGCCAUGCACCGCCAUACCAGGGUGCCUUACAUCGCGGAAAAGAUGAUGUCGUUUCUUUUGGCAGUCUUUUGGGAUUCUUGUGGACGCAUCUCCCUGCAAGUGCCAUCGAUGUAAAUGGAUUUGCAACAGCCAUGGGCGAUGAUAUUUCCCGACGACGCAUGUUUCCCAAAGACCUUCCAUCCUAUCAAUGGGAGCAUAACCAGGUCCACUGGAGAGAAGGACGUCUUUCCACGCAAUACCGAAACCGGCCUCCGUUCCACGAGCUUCUAGGCACGAGACUUCCUGGUGAUGUCGAUGAGAAUCCUCGCUGGCGCAACAUACUUCGAGCGGAUGAGGUACACUGGCUUCGUGAUCACCGCUUCCAGGGUCAGAUAAUUAUUCCCGCAGCAGCCUAUUGUAUGAUGGCAGUGGGUGCAGCGCAGUCCCUGAGCAAGAACGUGCCAAUUGAAGCCAUUGAGAUCACUGAUUUGGAUUUCGAAAAUGCUAUAACCGUCCCAGAUGGCCCGCCUGGAGCCGAGGUACUCUUCAACCUCCACCAGACACACACUCAAGAUGGCUCAAACAAGUCUGUCAUCCAGGCAGAGUACACCUGCUUUUCUGGCCCUGCUGACGGCUCGGCACCGAUCAAGAGGAUCUUUACUGGAAAGUUGUCUGUGUUUCUAGAUUCAUCAAUGGGCACGGGCCUUCCAGCCAAAAGCAAGAUCCGUCCCAUUUUGUAUCCCAUGAACGUCGAUGAUUUUUAUGACCAGAUGAAGAGUAUUGGACUGAACUACUCCGGCUCGUUUCGGGGCAUUCAAGCGGCACAGCGACGCCUGUACAAUUCGACAAUUCGGAUUGAUCCUCCAGAAGAGGGAGACGGCUCGUUUCUCAUCCACCCUACCACCCUUGAUGUGUGCUUCCAGGCAAUAUUCGCCGCAUAUGCUUCACCAGAUGACGGGUCACUCCAAACAUCUUUUUUGCCUCGCAAAAUUGGCCGCAUUCUCUUCACUAUCCCUGAGUGUCAGGCCAGCCUUGCCGCAAAGUCCAGUGUCAGCGUUGAUGCCGUGGUGACAAAUGUCGUGACCGCGAACACUUUCCAACUGCCGGCUUUGUGCGGAGAUCUUCACGUGUUCAACGAGAAGACGGGGCAAAUGCAAAUUCUGAUCGAGGACCUAUCAGUUAGCUCCUUUGCUGUUGGCUCCGAGAAUGAUGAUCGUCAACUUUUCCUCGAGGACCGUUGGGAACUGGACAUCAUGAGUGGUCUCAGUGCUCGCCGCAGCAGGGUUGAUAUCUCUACAACCCAAGCACCUACGGAAGCAUGCGAGCGUGUUGCUCACUUUUAUCUCAGAGAGCUUGUCAGGGAAGGCACUUUGUCCCGCAUUGUAGCCGAGUAUGAGAAUCUCGUUCAGUUUGCGCGUGGUGUCGCUUCUCAGCAACCAGCAAAUGAUGCAAUCAGUAAAAUCGCAUGGGCAAGCGACACCGAGGACGAAAUUGCCAAUCUAGUCAAACAGUAUCCAGACAGCCAUGAUCUGAGAUUGAGCAAGGCCAUCGGAGAGAGACUCCCGUCUAUUGUGAGUGGCGAUUCAGGUUGGCAAGACGACCAAAUUGCGGGCAUCUUUGAUCAGGCCCUCGAAUAUGGCUCGACUCUGGCUUUGGCCUAUCGCGAAAUUGGCUCAGUCGCAAGGCAGAUUGCUCACAAACAUCCUCGAAUGUCGAUACUGGAGGUAGGUGCACACGCAGGUCGAGCAACAAAGCACAUCCUUCGAGAACUAAACGGUACUUUCUCAACUUACACCGUUGCUCACACCACCUCCCCGAACUACUUGGCGCAUGUCCACGAUGAUCUGCCCAGUCAGGUUUUGCUGACAAGUCUAGACUUCAACGAGGAUCUUGAAGCACAGGGCUUUAAGGGUGGAUCAUUCGAUCUUGUGAUUGCGGUCGGUGUGACACCUAUGUCUCUCCCCAUCCGUCAAUCCCUCUCGAGCCUUCGCGAAUUGUUGAAGCCCGGUGGUUUUUCUGUUCUUUUCGAACCCACUGGAAAUGCAAUUAAUUACCCCUUCACAAUGUCUCUUAUCCCACAAUGGUGGUCACUCGAAGAUGAACAUCGGUCUGAAGCAAAGACGGUCUCUCUAGUCACCUGGAAUCAACUGCUGCGCCAAACACGCUUUUCAGGUGUUGAUGCGGUUGUCAGCGACAACUCAGAGCCUAAAAUGUCUGUAAUUGUGUCUCAGGCCACAGAUAAGACUGUUCAGUCUCUUCGAAAACCACUUCAUUCUCGGAAGACAAUAGGUACUAUUCCUGGGAAGCUUUUGAUUCUCGGCGGGAAGUCCUUGGAGACGUGCCGAUUGAUUGGUCAACUUGAGAUGCUUCUCGAGUCUUACUUUCACUCUAUCUUGACUGUAGAGUCUCUUGACAAGUUGAAAGAAAAGUCUUUGCAAGACGUUAUAGCUGUUCUGUCUUUGAAUGACCUUGAUGCUCCUUUCGUGAAGAACGUCACCAAAGAUUCCUGGCGCAAUCUCAAACUGGUGUUUGAGCGUGUUCCUAGUGUCUUGUGGAUCCUACAGGGAUAUCGAGAAAAGAACCCUUAUCAUGCCGCGUCCCUGGGUCUUCUUCGCGUCAUUGCAGCGGAGACACCGCAACUGCACCUACAGUGCCUAGACGUUGGGAAUACCGAUAGCCAAGAGUUUUUUCUCGCCGAAUGUCUUCUUCGCUUGGUGAUUAUACAAACCAAAAAGCUUCGAAACGAUCCAGCUCUUCUCUGGUCUGCAGAGCAGGAACUGGUUUUGGAACAAGGCUCUUUCCUGUUACCUCGGGUCGUGCCCGUGGCGGAGCUCAAUGAUCGUCUCAACUCCGCGAAAAGGCUUCUACAAAGAAAAGUAAACACUUCUCUGGUCGAGGUUGUACUCCACAAGGCAACCCUGGGCAGUGGUGCCACUAGGUAUACCGCGGUCAAAGGCUUGAAGCGAAGUAGUUUCAUCUCCCCUGAGGUCAAUCAUAGAUCUCUACAUCUGCAGGAAAGCUCAUUGAUCGCCGUUCGACUUGCAGACGACGCCUCCGUCUUUGUAGCACUCGGGUCGGAUCUGGAGAAUGGGGCUCAAUACUUAGCCUUGAUCCUUCAGAAUGCUUCACUUGUGAAUGUUCCCACAUCAUGGACGUACUCCCUUGAAGUGCCCUCCGCUUCAAGCAUCUCGGUUGAAGUCGCCUUGAGAUACUUCGCCGCUCGACGGAUGGUAGACUUGGCCUCCUCAUCUGGCUCCACCGUUUUCCAUGGACUCGACAACUAUCUUGCCUGCGUUGUCUGGGAUAUGGCGCAAGCGGCCGGAAAGCGGAUCUUUGUGGCUACUGAUGGACCUCAUGACGACGUUCUGUCGCCUCAUAUCCCUCAACUCUACGUUCACCCCCGUGCAUCCAAGUCGAUGCUACGGUCGAGUCUUCCCAGGGAUACAAAUAUGCUCAUCGACAUUGCCGCCAGUGAAAAGUGUCUGCAACGGUUACGGGCUGUUCUGCCCCAUAACUGUAUCGUACUCUCAUCCGAUGCUGUUUUCAACGACAAUGCCUCGCAAUGUCCCAACACACCGGAAGACGUGUGGAAAGACCUGAUCGCAAGCGCGGGUUACAUUGUGACUCAAGAUAUUCCAAAAGUGCGACCAAGCGAACUACUCCAGGAGGCCCCCGUGAGAUCUCCGCUGACGACAAUCGAUUGGAGUGGUGACGAAAAAUUGUCCACCCUUGUUCAGCCGCUGAAUUCCUCCAAACUGUUUUCUAGUAACAGGACUUACCUUCUUAUGGGGUUGACAGGAGAAUUAGGAAAAUUUCUGUGCAGGUGGAUGGUGAAAAAUGGUGCUCAUCACAUUGUCAUUUCCAGCAGAAAUCCUCAAAGGGGCACCCGAUGGGAGGCCGAGCUUCGCUCAUUGGGAACUGACCUGCACAUUGAGCCCUGCGAUGUAACAAUCAAGUCCGAUGUUGUUCGCCUCGUCCAAAAACUCAAAGAUAUAUUGCCUCCGGUUGCUGGCAUUGUGAAUGGAGCCAUGGUUAUGCGCGACCAACCUUUCGCUGACAUGGAUGAUGAGACUUUCCGCAGGGUGCUCCAACCUAAGGUUGAUGGAUCUAAGAAUCUUGAUGAAGUAUUUGGGGAUUCCCCAUUGGAUUUCUUCAUCAUGACCUCUUCGACGGCUGCUGUCAUUGGUAAUCCCGGACAAGCGAACUACGCCUCAGCCAAUCAGUUUAUGGUUGGCCUUGCUGCUCAGCGCAAAGCGCGGGGCGUGGCCGGCUCCGUCGUCGACAUUGGAAUGGUCAUGGGAAUCGGUUACAUUCGCCGCAGCGAGGAGAAGGGGACAUAUCAGCAUUUCCUCGGAAAGCAGAAUUUGAUGGCAAUCUCCGAGCACGACAUCCGGGACAUUUUCUCCGAAGGCAUUUUUGGUGGCCACCCGACCAUGGGCGAUCGCUCCCAGAUCAUGACCGGCCUGGCCAAGAUCGACCUAUCGGAUACCAGCAAGCGACCAAGCUGGAUUGCCAACCCACGCUUCUCUCAUCACAGCUUCGAGUCCAACCUAAAAAGGACACUGGACACUGGCUCCGACGCAUCGCCCAAGACCAAGCUUCGCAAGGCUGACAAUGUCGAAGAAGUUUCGAGCAUACUACAAGACAUGUUUUCUGCUGAACUUGCAGUGACUUUACAGCUACCGCCAGACAAUGUGAACAAGUCUAUAUCACUGCUCGAAAUGGGAGCAGAUUCGCUUGUGGCAGUUGAAAUUCGAUCAUGGUUCUUGACAGAAAUCGGACAAGAUGUACCUGUCCUGAAGCUUUUGGGAGGUGGAAGUUUUGCAGACCUAUGUGACGAGCUAGCAGUUGAUAUUCUUGCUGAGAACGUCGCUGCUCGCGACCAGCUAGCUAGGGAUGAGCCUAUUCCCGAGCCGCAUGAAAACAUUUCGACUGUUGACCAGGCACUACCGAACAAUUCAAGUGAGGUUGGGGAUGAUUUCAAAGACAAGAUACCUCUUGGGACGAGCGGCUCGUCCGAUGAAAGCUCAGCAAAUGGCGACACCCGAGCACAACAGACCCCCGAUACAUCCGAUAAUGAGUCUCUGAGUGUGGGCAAGGCUGUUAUGCCACCUUGGUUGCAAAUUGAUUCCAUGUCUUAUGGACAGUCCCGUAUCUGGUUCCCUUCUAUCUACCUCGAUGACAAGACCACAUACAACUGCACUACUUCCUAUCGUCUCAAGGGACCAUUGGAUCUUGAUAGACUGGAAUCUGCACUUCAAAGAGUCACACAAAGACACGAGUCUUUCCGCACCUCGUUUCAUACUGACAGUUUCACUGGGGAGGCCAAGCAAGUCAUUCUGAGAAAAAGCAAGUUCAGGCUUCGUGUCCUGGGAUCGACAAACGACAAGAGUGAUGUUAAACGUGAAUUCGACAACAUGCACAAUCACAUUUACGAUCUUGAGCAUGGUGAUACUUUCCAAGCCUUUCUCUUGGUCCAUGCUCCCGACUAUCACACCAUCAUCUUUGGUUAUCAUCAUAUCAUCAUGGAUGGUGUUAGCUGGCAACUCACCCUUCAGGACAUUGAGCUACACUAUACCUCGUCGACAAAGCCCUCGAGUCCCGUUCAAUACUCUCUGUUCGCCAAAUUGCAGCGACAGGCUGUUACUAGGGGUGCCUAUUCCAAGCAGCUUCAGUUCUGGAAGAGUCAAUUGCAUGACCUACCGGAAUCCCUUCCUUUGUUCCCCUUUGUAAAGACCGGUUCACGCAGGGAGAUGGCCAACUACGCGACCAUUGACCUUGUGCAACCCCUUGACGCUUCUUUGACGAAUAAAAUCAAAGCUGUCAGCAAGAAAGCAAAGUGUACGACCUUGCACUUCUAUCUUACGGCCUUCCAAGUUAUGCUUCACCACUUCCUCGGUGUCGACGAUCAGUGCAUCGGUCUUGUGGACGCCAACCGCAAUGACCCCAAUUUCAUGCAGACGAUUGGAUUUUUGUUGAAUUUCCUGCCGCUGCGUUUCAGCCUUGCAAAUGACCCGAGCUUUGAGUAUCUCGCUCAGCAGACUCGCACUUCUGUCUACGCUGCACUUGGGAACUCGGACAUCCCGAUUGAUGUUAUCCUCGAUGACCUCCACGUUACUCGAUUGACUACCUCUCCUCCGUUGUUCCAAACAAUCUUCAAUUAUCGGAUGGGCGCCCUCAAGCAAAGCUCCAUUGGUGAUAUCGCCCUUGAAUGGCAUGACUACAAGGACACGCGCACUCCUUAUGAUAUCGCGGUCUCUGUCGACGAGAAAGACGAUGGCACCGGCGGUUUCUUGUCAUUGGGUCUUCUUGAAUAUUUGUUUGAUCGCACAGGUGGCGAGUUGCUGAUGAAGUCCUAUGUACACAUUCUCGAGCAAGCCGCUGCAGACCCGACUAUGCGGCUUAGUGACUACACCCUGUUCCCGGAGACUGCAUCUGAAGAGUCGAUUUUACUGGGCAUCGGCGAUGAUAUCGAGACUACUUGGCCUGACACGCUGUCUAAGAGAAUCAAUCACCUGGUUGAGACUCAGCCAAAUUCACUUGCAUUGAAGGAUCCUGUAGGGAGGAUUCUUACCUAUCGUGAGAUGGGCGAUCGAGUCAACGCCAUUGCCGCGGCACUCGAUACUCUUCCUGCUGUGCAACCUGGAUCGCGCAUUGGAGUUUGCUGUCAGCCAUCGUCGGACAUGGUGUGUGCACUUCUGGCCAUCCUACGUCUUGGGGCUGUCUAUGUGCCUCUUGAUUCCAGCAUGCCUGUCGAGCGUCUGGCCUUAAUUUGUGAUGAGGCGCAGCUGAGUGCUCUCGUCAAUGACAAAGAGACCGCCGGUGUUGCUCAAAAGCUCGAGGUUGGAACCAAGGUCGACCUUACAUCUUUGCCGAGUCGAAUUGAGAAGAUAAUCUCGGACCGCAGUGAAGCGGGGUUGAAUGCGUUCAUCAUGUUCACUAGCGGGUCGACUGGCAAACCCAAGGGUGUCCAAUUGACGCAUGCCAACUACAUGACCCAAAUUCUGGCUGCAUCUGAAAGACUGGGCCUGCAACGAGAGAUAGUGCUACAGCAAAGCUCCGUGGGCUUUGACAUUUCACUUGCCCAGAUAUUCUACUGCCUUGCAAACGGAGGUACACUCAUCAUCACCGACACUCAGAAGGAUCCCGAGGCACUGGCCACGUUGAUCGGCCGUGAGAAAGUAACGUUUACGUUGUGUGUUCCGUCAGAAUAUUCAAUUUUGUUGCGACAUGGCAAAGAGGCUUUGGCAUCGUGCACAUCCUGGCGUAUUGCGUACGCAGGUGGCGAGGCAUUCCCUCUUGGUCUUAAAGAGAAGUUCCGUGACCUUCAUCUCGACAAUCUCGAGGUUUUCAAUGCUUAUGGUCCGACUGAGGGAGCUAUCGCUGCCACCAUAGGCGCGGUCAACUACCGAGCCAUCAACGAUGAAAGAAUCCCUAUUGGUAGGAGACUGAACAAUUACGCAGCUUAUGUCGUUGAUGAUGAUGCAAAGCCUGUCCCAGUUGGCUUUCCUGGCGAACUACUCAUCGGUGGGCCUGGUAUCAGCCCUGGAUACUGGCGCAAAUCAGACCUUACGAAGCAGAAAUUCAUCACAGACUUUAUUUCCGGCUCUGAUAAGUUUUCGAAAGGUUGGAAAACCCUCUAUCGCACAGGGGAUAAGGUACGCCUGCUCGAGGAUGGAUCUUUGGUCUAUCAAGGCAGAAUGGAGGGAGACUCGCAGGUCAAACUCCGAGGAGUGCGCAUCGAGCUGGAAGAGAUUGAGACUGCGCUUCUCAACACCGCCAGCGCCUUACUUUCCGAUGCUGCAGUUGUACUCAGAGGAGAAACAGAAAAGUUCUUGGCUGCGUUCGUUGUCUUCUCCGAUGGGCAUAAGCCCCAAAACUCAGCCGAAUAUCUUCGCUCGCUACGCUCCGCGCUCUCUCUUCCCUCAUUCAUGAAACCCGCGAUCAUCAAAGACCUGACGCAGCUUCCCAUCACGGCUUCAGGAAAGCUUGAUCGCCGCGCACUAGGUUCCAUUCCUCUUGGUGACAUUGCUGGUGCCGAGGUUUCCGCAUCAUUGACGGCUACCGAACAACAGUUGAGUGAAAUUUGGGCAAUGCUUCUGGUCGAUAACGGUGAAAAGCUCAGAAUUGAGAAGACCUCCGACUUCUUCUCGGUUGGAGGCCACUCGCUCCUUUUGCUUAAGAUGCAAGCCGAGAUCCGGGACCGUCUCUCGAGUGAUCUAACCCUACCUGAACUCUUCCAAAACAACACGCUCGAGGGCCUUUCAUCCCGCAUUGAUGCAAGCGGUGCCAACCACUCUGCCCAAAUUGAUUGGGAGGCGGAAACGGCUUUGCACUCCGAUAUAUUGUCCACAGUGGGUGCGACAUACCCACCAAAAGACACCUUGAAGCCCAAGACUGUCCUUUUGACCGGUGCAACCGGUUUUCUGGGUCGCGCCUUAUGUAAAAAGCUGUCCGCUAGCCCUGGUAUUGCGAAGAUUGAAUGUCUGGCUGUCAGGAACCCCAAGACGGCCCAAAAGGAGUCAAAUAAGAUAUUCUUCCACGCCGGAGAUCUCAGGUCACCUUUCCUCGGACUGUCCGAGAAAAAAGCAAAAAUGAUCUUCGAAUCGGCCGACCUCAUUAUCCACAAUGGUGCCGAUGUCUCGCACAUGAAGUCAUAUCAAUCACUUCGCCGGCCGAAUGUUGAGUCCACCAAGGAGCUCGUCCGCCUCGCAGCCAAGCAUAAAAUCCCCUUCCACUUCAUUUCCACGGCGGGAGUUGCUCAACUGAGCGGCAAGGAAUCAUAUCCCGAAGUCUCUGUUGCAGCCUACCCGCCGCCUACCAACGGAAUAGAGGGCUAUGUGGCAUCGAAGUGGGCCAGCGAACGAUUCCUCGAACGCGUCGCUGCUGAGACUGGAAUGCCUGUGUGGAUUCAUCGACCCACCAGUGUCACGGGCGAUGGCACUCCGUCAACGGACAUCGUCCACACUGUGCUGCGCUAUUCUCGGCUGUUGAAGAGCGUUCCGGAACUCCCAGGAUGGCGUGGAUACUUUGAUUUCGUACAUGUUGACUCUGUCGCUCUAGCAGUUGUUGAGGCAGCCCUGGCUAAUGAUUCCUCCAUGGCCGAGGACCCAGUCUAUGUUCAUCACUGCGGAGAGACGGUGAUUCCUAUCCAGCAAUCACGCGUCUUCUUGGAAACAGAGCUUGGAGAACCGGUUUCUACUACGAGUAUCUCCGACUGGGUUGCUGCGGCCUCGGCUGAAGGAAUGAACCCAUUGGUGGCAGCAUUUAUGAAUAUGUUUGUUGACGGGGUUGCACAUUCGCUCGUUAUGCCGCGACUGAUGAAGGGGGACUCUGGAGCUGGCAAUGUUUGA
Penicillium expansum is the source of this 11904-nucleotide messenger RNA. RefSeq lists its product as uncharacterized. The transcript is spliced from 5 exons. The coding region runs from base 1 to 11904 and encodes 3967 amino acids. Gene Ontology annotation, biological process: secondary metabolite biosynthetic process; fatty acid biosynthetic process. The record is from RefSeq and is a predicted model, not a curated record. Lineage: Eukaryota; Fungi; Ascomycota; Eurotiomycetes; Eurotiales; Aspergillaceae. Gene Ontology annotation, molecular function: phosphopantetheine binding; 3-oxoacyl-[acyl-carrier-protein] synthase activity; fatty acid synthase activity.